GGAGGAGAGGUCACCAGUGCAGAGAGAGCCCAGUGCUGGUUUAAGGUAAGUGGCUGAAGGGGGUUUAACCCCUUCAGCGCCGAGGGAGGGGGGGCAUUCCAAGAGCCUAUAGUGCCAGGAAAACGGGUUUGUUUUCCUGGCACUAUAGGAUCCAUUUAAGGGUUACAGACCCUGUAAAAUUUUGCAACCUAACAUAAAACUUUACACCAUUUUGGGAUUCCCACAUUAUUGUGACAGGAUGAACAGCAAAGAUUACAAAAUUGCUCAUGUUUAAAAAUGCAAAAAAUCUUAUCAGGAAUGCAAGUUAUACACUCACUAGCUAUUUUCCAAUCUUCACUUCAGAUAGUUUCAGGUAAAAAGGCAUACAUUAAUGAUAACACAAUAAUAUAAUGCCUAUGUAUUUUGGACACUAAAGAGUUCUAAAUAUUUAGGCAGUGGAUACACUCAUUUACAAAGAGUUGGGCUCUGUCUCCAUUUAAAUGGAGCCUGGAAAGCCUCCUGUGUGGUGCGGUAUUACAGCUUGGGUGACUAGAACUCCGUGUGACCUUUACUUGCAACAUUUCCAGUACAAUGUUUGGAUUCGGCAAUCCUGCAGACAAGAGCAAUCGAAGACUGAUUCAGAAACUCCUGCCCCAGCGAGUGGUAAGAACCUUGGUGUCAGACUGUGAGAGAAUGAAUAAUUGCUGAUGUUUACCUACAGAAUGUAACAUUAUAUCUUAAUGGAGAGACAAGAACUGGCUUUAACAAAUGAAUAUACAGUAAGUGAGCACCAGUAGCAGAGCUGCUCCUGCUUGAUAUUAUGCACUGCUAAUCACAGACACACAGCCUCCUGCUUCCUUUAUAACACUGGCUGCUAAUAAACUGAUACCUCUAGUAAUGUUAUCAUGGCUGGCUGUGCAUGAGGGAAAAAGACUCAAGGGUACUGUGAAAGUCACCCCAAGGUGCAGUCAGUGUCUUAACCCUUGCCACAAGGGGUAAAUGUUAAAUGGCACAAUAUCAGAGUUAUACAAGCAUCCUAUAUCAGAGACAUGAGAUUCCAGAAUACCAAUAAAAUAAAUACCAAUGCACAAUUUGUAAUAAUAGACCGCAAUGACAUCAGAUUCGGUUUGCUUAUUGCAAUGAUUGCUUAUUUUAAAGCAGGGGUUUCAAACUCCUGUAGGUAGGAAUGGGGUAAAAAAAAAAAAUACUUGGUGUAGUUAUUUUAUAAUAAUGUUCUCUUGUGAGUUUGACAGCAUCGGUGGUAGUGCAUGGGUGUAUUUGUGUAUGCAGUGACAGUACAUGAGUAUUUUGGUUUUACGUCUCAUGACGUGCUUUGUGCGCCUUCCAUGUUACAACCACUGAAAAAAUCCAUGCCAACUUUGCCUUACUAAGCUUCAAGUUAACAUGCAAAAUGAAACCCUGCACUCAAACUCCCACUACUCCUGGGCGGUAGCAAUGACUGAAGUGCACAUCAGCCCCAAUAUAUAGAAUAAAAGCCAAAACGUUACACGCACACUAUCCCAAAUCCCUAUGCACAUUUAGUUAACUGGAAGUUUUUUUUUUUUUUUUGUUUUUUUUAGUAUCACUCCAAUUGUCACUAGAGUGUAAGCUCAACCGCCAAGUCAAGAACACACCUCUAAGGUGAGUUAUACAAUAGCAAUUUACCUGGCUGCUUUUAGGUAAAGGGCAAAAUCUCUGAGACAGAAAUUAUUUUCUAUACCCUUACACACUUUUUAACCCUUAAUAGGGAACACAUGGGGAACAGCAUUGUAGCAUGUAAUACAAAAGCAAAUACAGACAUACAGAAUUAAGCCCUGCGCUCAAACUCCCACUACUCCUGCGUGGCAAUGACCAUAAGCUACACCAGUUAACAUAUUAUAAUAUUAUUAUUAUUAUUAUUAUUAUAUACAAAGCAGAAACUCCAAUUAAACUUAAUUUAAUUCUAAUUUGCAAAUUGAGGCUAAAAAUAGCCAUGUUAGGACUAUGGCUGAGUUACAGAUUGCUUUUCAGAUCAGUUAUCUAUAUCUCAGUUCGGCCAUUCAGAUUUUAAUUAGCUUCAUUCAAGAGUUCAGUGAAUAACUAUGACAGACCUGGGGAGAUCCUGAAACAUGUAAAUAAGACCAAACACAAUGAGAACACUAAAAACAAUCACACACAUAAUGAUUCCCAGUUAGGGCUUAAACGUCUUUUAAUGCAUUUACAAAGGACCCUAUAUAACGAGGCAGGUCCCACCAAUAGGGAUAGUCCAUUCAGACAUGAAAUGCAGGUUUUAAGGCAAUUUAUUUGGACCAGGAACUACAAAGGUCCAAAUAAAUUGCUUUAAGAAUUGGAAACUAUUGGAGUGCCUUGAUCAUUUUCUAUUUAUCCGCUAUUUAUCCGCUUGGUCCUUUUGGGUACUGGGACUUUUUCAAGAGCACCGUGGAUUCCAUAGUGAGGAGCUGAGUGCACUUCCAGCUUUGAUUAUUCAUGAAAUGCAGGUUUGUCAUGUAGCAUGAUUUUAUUGUGUGGCAAAUGAGUUGCAAACCGUCCUCCUGAUUACCUGCCAAUAGCUCUGUCCAGGGGUAGGUUGUCUACCCCUGGUUUAGUCACACAUUGUGAGGAGACCUAUAAUGAAUUGGAAUGCAAACUCCUAUUUAUACUCAUUGACGUUAUACUUGUGAUGAAUUACAGGGUAUUUCUGCCCAUACACAUGCGGGACUCAGCAUAAGGACAGUAUUGAUAAGGAAACCAGCCAGGCAGUCUGUUGUCCUAGUUGCGCGUGUUUUAUGAUGACAUCUAGUGAAAAAAGUUAAUCUGCAUACAACAACAUUUAUAAAUGGUGUAACAUACUUAUACAGUUACUAAUGUACCAUGAACUCUUAGAGAGUAAUUUUCAUCCAUUAUUCCAUUUCAGAUUAAAACUGCAUCACAAGCAUGUCCGUUGCAAGGACGAUCUUCAAGGGCAUUGUAUUACUGGAAGUGGCUGGUGUGGUUGGGGCAUAUGGUGUGUUUCAUAAAAUGAAUUCAAGUCAAGGUAAAAAUUGUUGGAAUGAAAUAGCAACAUCAUUCAACAAAAAUAUAUAUUGUUAUAAAAUGAAUUAUAAUUUGCCUCUGCAAUCUAUGAUUCUCUGAUUUUAACUCUGACAGUUUGUUCUGUUUGAUUUAAUGCUUCUCUUUACAAGGAAUGUUGAAAUCCCUGCAUUUGAGGCCUAAGUAACAAUUUAUGGGCAUAAAACACACUAAAAUACUCAGAUUGCAGGUUAGUUAUUACAUGACGGAAAGUCAUGAAUUUAUUAAAGACACGCAGGCGAAUAUUGCAUAUCCCUUUACUGUCCACCAAUAGCAGCAGAGAUUACAAACCGAAGGGAAAAAAUGGUAUACAUAGUGAUCAGCCACUCCCAUACCAAGUCCCAGUAUAAUAGCCAGCAGAUCCCAUCAUAUUUCCUCUUUCUUUGGAGAUCCGACACACUAACAAAACAUCAAUCAGGAACCGAAGAAUCAGUCCAACCGCAUAAGAAACAACUGUCUUGACAUCCAGUCGAACUCAAACCAGGAACAAAGCAACAAAUUGGGACCAAUCCAUCAUCAUCUUGCAAACGCCAAACGUAGAGGAUCCCAUUAUACAACAAGCCAUCGGCAUUCAGUAAACGAGAUUAAUUUAGGAUGUGAAAACAUAAAUAAACAGGAGCCAUACAGUUAUUUCGGUCCUUGCAACUCAGUGCGCAUGUAAGGAAGAGAACAGACCCUUCUUAACAGACCUUCAUGAACCCAAGAACAGACCUACAUUCCAAAUGUAUAAACCAGAAACCAAAUGCCAUAAUAUUCCCACUUACCGUAAUACCAACCUCAUCCAAUAAAUAUACCAGGGCGGGAAGAUAUACCCCAAUUCAGAAAUGUAUCCAGGGUGGGAAAAUACUUGCCUAUGUGUCUUUAAUAAAAUCAUGACUUUUCAUCAUGUAAUAGCAAAAUCAUGUACUUUUAUAAUAAGACACGGAGGCUCAUAUUGCAAGUUCAAAGCUGACUGACAACUGUAGAAAAAACAUGAGUCACCUGUCAAAAGUAAAAUACACGUAUGGGUAUGGGAGUGGCUUAUCACUAUGUAUACCAUUUUUUCCUUACUAUUUGUAUUCUUUUCUUCAUUCUUGAACUGCAUCACACGGAAUCCCUUAGAAAAGAUGUUUUAAAUGUUUCAUACGGAAAUCUUCUCUCAGUGAAACUUUUUGGAUAAGAAUAGACGCACAGUGCAAUUUGUAAAUAAAUGUGUUAAGAACAAGGUGGGAGCAUUGGGGGGAAAAAACCCUCUAUAUUAGUACUUGGCACAAGUAUAAACUUAUGAGAAAACUGAAACUCACGUGAGUUGCUAUUCACUAUUUAAACAAUCUUGAUAGUUUCAAUGUCGUAGUUAACAUUCUGUCUUCCACUAGAUUUUAGGUAUACCAUGAAUAGAAGAUUUCCCUCUGUCUUAGAAAGUAAGUAUCCUUUUAUAUUUUCCUCCAAUUGUUUCCUUUAUGGCAAUUGUAACGUACUAACUUUGGUUAUCUUUGCAGCAUGGGCAUUUUGGAAAAGCAUAGCUGACUAGAGCUGUUAUAAUCAGCCCUCUUUCAGGCAUUCCUUGGCACGUGUCCACUGUUACGAUGAUCUAUGUGCAAAGAAGCAGUCUGCAUAUAGAGUCAGCAUUAGUAAAGUGGUCCGUGGCGGAACGUACCAUUCCUUUCGACUGUUUUAUCUUUUCAUACGUUUGGGAGUUAUUUUACCUGAAUCCAGUGUAUUCGACUCCCAAACAAGGACCACCCCUGUACCUCAUUAGAACCUUAACACUAGUGAACAUAAGUGCGAAACCGCAAGGGAAAUAAUGAAUACUUCCCUUGUGUGGCCUAGGCAGCGGUUCUUGGUCGUCGCAUGCCUGGAACUCUUUCCGGCGAGGCACUUGCACGAACCCCGGCAAAGAUUGUACUGCUGCUUGCCCCACUUCCCGACCAGCUAUUCGAACGAUGUUCGGUAGAUGUGAGCUACUGGUAGGGGAGAGCAUUUGCUUCCCUGAAACAAAGGGAAUCCCUUGUGCAGUGUUCGCACAGGAACCCCAGAACAGAGACCAGUCGUUGCACCUAUUUGCCUGGAAUUGUUUCGGGCUUUCACCUCGUAGCUGGCCGGUCAGAACCUUACCCUGGUGGGGAUGCCGUUCUACCGAAUGGAUCUGAGCGUUAUUUGGUCAAGUUAGGCGCUCAGACCAGGGCUAUCCAGAGAUAUAACUCUUGUGGGGUUCCUGUUCAUAUUGGAGAUACUUUUGGGGGAUUGUGUAAUAUUGUUUCCCUGUAACUGAGAUAUAAUUGAGUUAUGGUUUUUGGACUCUUAUCUCUUAGACCCAGAGACUCCUGGGGAAAAAACCCUUGUAUUUUUGCUGUGGAGACCCUAAAUGCCAGGGGUUCGUGCAUAAGAGCCAUGUGUGGCCAAAUAAAAAUCAGAUGACUCCCAGAACUAUGUCUUGUCUAGUCAUUCGGGCAAUACAAGCUUAAUCCUACAACGGUUCCAGUCUGACUGAGAGGAGAAAAUAGCUGAAGUAACUAGUCGGGUUACCCGUGGUCCACUACAGGGUCUUAAGGCGUUAGUAGAGAUCAGGGAUAGACAACCUUUGGCACUCCAGAUGUUGUGAACUACGUCUCCCUGUCCAAAAUUAUGAUCAGUGGAAUCCCUAUUUCAUUCUCCCUUUGCCACCACUGGGUUUCCCUGGUUAAGAUAAAGUUGUUUUGGUGCAUAUGUAUCCCUUUAAGCAGCCUACAGUUUCUCCUUUUUUGCCUUUUGUUAGUAUACUUAUUAUCUAAAGCUAUGAAGAAACAUCCUUAUUGUUUAUCAUGUGGUACAUAUUUUUGAUUGUAACUCAUUUGCUACUUUUUAUGCACAGAUUGAUAAUGGCUGAUAGUAACUUUAAACCCUUGAAGUGAACCUGUCAUGCGAUUUUCAAGUUAACAUAAACUGGCCCCAAAUGCAUUGAAUAAGUCACGUAUCACAGCGAUCCUGCAUGAGGUCUUUAAUGUAAAGUUAUAAGAUACACUCUCAUUACCUCCUAUCCAGAUCCACCAUGUCCACAACUUAGUUUGUUACAGAAGAAUAACUGGUCUGCCUUUACUCCUCCUGUAGUGUUCUGUCAUUUGCCUUUCUAGGGGAACAUUUCCAAGCAGAGCAAAGCUCCUGUGUGAUGCCAACAUUCUGGCAUCUGAACGGAGUGAUGUUCCUAUAAUUACUAGCCAUGACUAUCAGAUAGGGAGUUAACAGAGCACCUGUGGGAGGCCUUUUCUUUUCUCCUUUGUCAAUUUUUUUGGCAAAGAAUUUUCUUUCAAUCUAAAUGUUAGCAAAUCUGCAAACACAAUGUAUAGAUAAAAUGUGUAUACUCUCAAUAAAGAACAUAAGUUGUCAGUACUGUAAAUUGGCUGAAGCAUUGCAUUAACUUUGUAUAAAAGAUCUAUAACUAAGACUUAAGUCCAAAUGUUCUCCUUUUGUGCCUGUAUAUUUAUUUGUACAUCAUUCUGACUCCAAUAACACCUUUGAACAAUUCUCAAAAUGUAAAGUGCUCUGGAUUGGAGCGCUCUAUAAGAACUGUUAAAUGUAUUAACACGAUCAUGCCUAAUUUGUCUUUGUACACAGUGUUCUAUAAGUCCAAUGAAUGGGCUGGGAUUUAUGGAAUACGGGAACUUGAUGCAGAAAAAUGGUCUGAGAUAAAAUAGUGAGUUUCUUUGCAUGAUUGUUUUUUUUAAUAGUACUACAAGCCUCUUAUUGAAUGAUGCCCAUAACAACUCCCUAUUUUUAUUUUUCCUACACAGAUUUCACGGUUUUGCUGAAUACAAACUGAACCAAUACGACUUAAUUCCUGUGGUUUGCACACAAGACCAUGCAAUAUUUGUAUACCUGUGGCUAGCAUCUAGCCUUAUUACUUGAUAAUAAAAAUGUGAAGUUUUUCCAACAUAAAUCUAAAUUCUCUUUAUUUUAAAAACUAGUGGCACUGUAACAUUUU
This is a messenger RNA of Pelobates cultripes (western spadefoot toad), 6964 nucleotides long. Lineage: Eukaryota; Metazoa; Chordata; Amphibia; Anura; Pelobatidae. The record is from the annotation of a GenBank genome assembly.